AGUUUGGACGUGCGAAUGACGUGUUGACUGAAGCAUUUAUUGCUGAAUUGUGAUUGUGAAAAGAUGUUACUGUUUCAAUAUGAUUUACUGGUCGCAUUGGCAGUGAUUUCACUUUGGUGGCCGCUAAGUUAUUUGCUCAGUUGGUUUCUUCACAAACGAAGAGUGUCCAAACUUAUCCGGAACAUACCUUCGCUGGAUGACCAUCCGUUUCUUGGAAGUGCACUUCGAUUUAUGGGCAAAAAUAAUGAAGAAUUGAUGGAAGUGCUGGAAGAUAUUCCUUCCAAAACCAAGAUCCCGUUCGUAUUUUGGCUGGGACCCAAGAGUUUUUUGGUCAUUGAUCAUCCAGAUGACAUCCAAACGGUCAUGAACUCCAAUGGAUGCAUGGAAAAAGGUUACAUUUACAACUUUUUCAAUCGUGGCACUGCAUUGUUCGCAGCCCCAGCUCACGUUCAUAAGCGACAACGUAAACAACUAUCUUCGUCUUUCAACAAUCAGGUUAAUUGGUCAUUUCUGCCGAUUUUCAAUCAAAAAUCCAAUUUAUUCAUUCGAAAUGUUGGUCGACACAUUGACAAGGGUCAUUUUGACGUUAUGCAUUUGACUUCGGCCUACACUUUGGAUACAGUUUGUGCAACGGUGUUGGGAACUCACAUGAAAAUUCAGGACGGUGAAAAUACUGAUUAUAUGGAAGCUUUUUCUGAAUGGCUCUCAGCUGUUGCCCGGAGAAUGGCUAAUGUGUUUUUGUAUCCGGAUUUUAUUUACAAAUUGACUCAGGCCUAUCGCAUCGAAUGUGAUUGGCUUACUCGGUCUGAGAUCAUGCCGAAUAAGGUGAUCGACCAAAAAAUGUCGCAGCUCAAAGAAAGCAAUAGUAAUGAUCCAAUCAUUGAAAAAGAUGAUGAUGAUGAUGACGAAGACGAUCAGAAGUAUGAAAAGCCCCAAAUUUUUAUCGAUCGACUCUUGAAAUUGUACAGCAAGGGAAUCGUUACCGAUCAAGAAAUUCGAGAUGAAGUGAACUUGAUAAUAUUCGCUGGUCAUGAUACAUCUGCCUUUACAAUUGCGAUGGCAAUUUUCUUAUUAGCAAUUCACCCAAAAAUCGAAAAACGAGUCAUGAAAGAAUUGAAUGAAGUGUUGGGCGAUCAACCAGUUGAUGCUGACUUGACAAUGGAACAGGUCAAUCAAUUGACUUAUCUGGAACAAGUCAUCAAAGAAACAUUGCGAUUGUAUCCGGCCGUACCGAUUUUACUACGACACUGUACUGAAGAUACAAAAUUAGCUAAUUGUGUGGUUCCAGCUGGCACUGAAGUUGUGAUUUCAAUUAUGACAGUCCAUCGCCGCAAGGACAUUUGGGGUGAUGAUGCUGAUGAAUUCAAUCCCGAUCACUUCAGCAGAGAGUCGAAACGCAGUCCAUACGCAUUCAUGGCAUUCAGUAAUGGUACUCGAUAUUGUGUGGGACAAAAGUUUGCCUUCAUUUCAGUCAAAAUCAUUCUGGCUAAAUUGUUCCGCAAAUAUCGAAUCUCCACACACUUAGGAAUGGACGACAUCAAAUUUAGACUUGAAGUCACGUGUAAACCAGCCAAUGGCAUUAUGGUGGAAAUUGAAGAACGAACAUAAUUUUAAUCAAUUGAAAGUUGAAACAUCAAUACAAUAUUAUUUUGCACAAUUUUUUACUUACCGCUUGUGCUAAAAUAGUUAUAUUUUCCAAAGUGAAAUAGUCAAUUGUAAACAACAACUGCUAUUUUAACAUGAGAAAUAGAAAUUUUUCAGAAUCCAAAAUCUUCAUCAAUUUGCACAUUUGAUAAAGUCACAUAAAAGUGAUUAAAUGAUCAUUCAAAAUCUUAAUUCAUACCAAAAUGCAAAUAAAAAAUGAAGAAAAACGUAAAA
Messenger RNA from Sitodiplosis mosellana (orange wheat blossom midge), 1878 nucleotides. RefSeq names its product cytochrome P450 4c21-like. Gene Ontology annotation, molecular function: monooxygenase activity; heme binding; iron ion binding. The coding region runs from base 64 to 1608 and encodes 514 amino acids. The transcript has 6 exons. The record is from RefSeq and is a predicted model, not a curated record. NCBI's taxonomy places the organism in Eukaryota, Metazoa, Arthropoda, Insecta, Diptera, Cecidomyiidae.